UUUCUUAAUAAUCGCGACUAAAGCAUUUGGCCAUUCCCGCCAUAUUUAUUUGUUUUCAUCAAUAAGUGGUAAUUCUCAAAACAGUAGAAAAAAAAUCUAAUUUCUUUCAAGAUCGACCAUGGACAAUUUUGCCAGACCAAGAAUCAACGGAGCAAUGCUUUCAUCAUAUCAAGGACGUAACGUCUGCCUCCUUGGUGUAGCUAAAUAUGUAGAUAACAGUGGAAAAUUUUUUACAAUUCACACCAGUGAUGGCCAGGAUGUUAAAGUAGAAAUGCAAGAACCGUUAAAUGAAUAUGUAGCAGGAUUGACAGAAGUCCAUGGCACUGUCAACAAAAAUUCCAUAGUUUGUGAAAAUUACAUCGUCUUUUCUGAUGAAGCCUCUGGUACUUUCAAUAUGGAGUUAUAUAACCAAGCAGUAGAAUUACAAACCAAACUACCUAAUCAUUAUAUAACUGGUGUUACACAGGAAUAAACAUCAGAGGAGUAGAAACAUGGUGAAACACUGUACUCUUGGUUCAAAACAGGUUAAGCUAAUAAUUGUUUUCCAUGGGCAGAUUGGAAAGUAUUAACAUGGAUAGAAUCUUCUGAAAUGUAUUUGUCUAAAUGAUGCAGAAAUGUUUUGUGAUAUAAUUAUAUGCCAAAUGAAAAUCCUGAUAUUCUGUUUAUCAACAAGGAUUAUUUUGCUGAUAAAGUUUGUCAAAAACCAAAAUUACCAAUUUGUAGAUUUAUAUCCAAUGGGAAAAUUGAAUAUUUGUAAUGUAUCUUUUCCAUUGUAAAAAUUGAGCUUGUGAAAUAAAAGUAUGCCAAUUUCAUAAACUUUAUUACUGAAAUUGGGAUUUUUUAUACUUGAAAAUUUUGGUUUGUUGUAAAUAAAAAGUUGUUUUUUU
Messenger RNA from Lottia gigantea (owl limpet), 887 nucleotides. RefSeq lists its product as hypothetical. NCBI's taxonomy places the organism in Eukaryota, Metazoa, Mollusca, Gastropoda, Lottiidae. Gene Ontology annotation, biological process: DNA replication; double-strand break repair via homologous recombination; nucleotide-excision repair. The record is from RefSeq and is a predicted model, not a curated record. Gene Ontology annotation, molecular function: damaged DNA binding; single-stranded DNA binding. Gene Ontology annotation, cellular component: DNA replication factor A complex; site of double-strand break; nucleus. The coding region runs from base 119 to 472 and encodes 117 amino acids. The transcript has 4 exons.